Stylophora pistillata is the source of this 2013-nucleotide messenger RNA. Its product is annotated as ras-related protein Rab-5B. Gene Ontology annotation, molecular function: GTPase activity; GTP binding. The record is from RefSeq and is a predicted model, not a curated record. NCBI's taxonomy places the organism in Eukaryota, Metazoa, Cnidaria, Anthozoa, Scleractinia, Pocilloporidae.
GCGGGUCAUUGUGGUCCUGCUCCGAACUGAGACUUUUACUUUGCUGUGAUAUCAGCCUAUUUUUACGGAAUUCAUCGCAUCUAGUCGCUCUGAACUUCAAUUACAGGUUUGAUCUUUAAUACAUCCAUAUUUUAAACUGGAAUCAUAAAGCUUUUGACACAAGAAGAGCUGAUCAUUCUUUGACUUUCAAUGGCUGCGAGGGGAACGGCACAGCGUCCCAAUGGAGCUGUACAAGGAAAAAUCUGCCAGUUUAAGUUGGUGCUUUUAGGUGAAUCAGCUGUUGGAAAAUCAAGUUUGGUUCUAAGAUUUGUCAAAGGACAGUUUCAUGAAUAUCAGGAAAGCACAAUUGGAGCGGCUUUUUUAACACAGACCGUGUGUCUUGAUGACACAACGGUCAAGUUUGAGAUCUGGGACACAGCAGGUCAAGAAAGGUAUCACAGCUUAGCUCCAAUGUACUAUAGAGGGGCACAGGCAGCGAUUGUUGUUUAUGACAUUACAAACCAGGACACUUUUGGCCGGGCAAAAACUUGGGUAAAAGAGCUUCAGAGACAGGCCAGUCCCAAUAUAGUCAUAGCACUUGCAGGUAACAAAGCUGAUCUUUCAAGCAAGAGGAUGGUUGAAUAUGAGGAUGCUCAGUCUUAUGCCGAGGAUAAUGGUCUUCUCUUCAUGGAAACCUCGGCAAAGACUGCCAUGAAUGUGAAUGAUAUCUUCUUAGCAAUAGCAAAGAAACUGCCAAAGAGUGACACUACUGCGGCAGGGCCUGCAGCUGGUGGACGACAGCCAAGGGGUGUUGACCUCAGGGAACAAAACGAGCCACGGGAGAGUGGUUGCUGUAAAUAAUUUUGCCUCUCUUCAGAAAUCUUCUCCUAUACAGAUCAUGUGUAAAUCAACAAUGUGCAAACUAGAAUGUGGGCAAUGUUGCACAAGCAACUUAAACAAAUAACUGCUCUGUUUAACAUUAUCAGUAAAUGUACACACUCUUGCCUUUAAUGUGCAGUGGUGAUUUAGCUUUGCAUGCAAAAAUGAGCAAUUCAUUUGUAAUGUAAGAUGACAAACUCUUGUUGUAAUGUGAGCAAUAGGGAGAGUAGUUGACAAUGUUAAUUUGGUGUAAUAUUUUCAGCCUUUUAUGGCAUUAGUUAUGUUUGUCUGUGCUUUGUGUAAACUCGGCUGUCCCUACAUUCAGUUUCUUGUGUUAACUUUUAUACCAAAUUUAAGUAGAAAAGGACCAGGUCUGUUGAUCUGAAGAAAACCUUGUUGACCUCAAAGUCAAAGACAUUUUGCAAAAUACACAGACUGAAAACUUUGACAGUGACUAGAAUUUUGAACCUUCCAGUGACUUGUCAAAUAACGUGUUGAUAUUGUGUUGCAGAGAAGGUGGGUAAAAAAACUCUAGCAGAGAGCUGGCAUGAACCCUUUUACUCCUAAGACCUGGUGUCUAAAUUACUCUUCUGUUUUAAAUACAUUUUCCUAUUCAUCUCUUACCUCUUGGAAUUUAAGAUGUAAUGAAAGGUUGUGACUGAAAGACCUCAUUGACGACUUAAGUCUUUGCUCGGUUUCAUUACAGUAAGAGAAGUAGAUUCCUUGAAAAUAUUUGCGUGGAAAAGUAUGGGAGAAUGGCAACUCUGAUUUUUUAAAUUAGAGCAUCUUUGUGGAACAAUUAAAAAAAUACACGAGGCAAUGAUCUCUACAAUGAACUUCUUCUAGUUUAAACCUUGUCCAAAAUCAAUGACAGCUCUCAUCAAAUAAAUUCAAAGCAGUUUGUGUCUGUGCAUUUUUUUUUGGGCCAUGAGGAUUAAGACUACUUCAAAGUGAAUGGUGUGUCUGCAACUUGAAGCUAAGCGUCCCUCGGGCCUUAACAGAUGUACCACUGCUGCCACUGCACUCAAUAAAAUGAGACAUCACAUAUAGUUUUAGCUAGGCUUACAGCUUGGGUAGUUUUGUGGCAGUCAUUUAAUUUAGGAACUUGUAAUAAAAUAUGGUACUGACUUUUGUCUGCACCUUUCUUUUGAUUAA